Oppiella nova is the source of this 769-nucleotide messenger RNA. Lineage: Eukaryota; Metazoa; Arthropoda; Arachnida; Sarcoptiformes; Oppiidae. The record is from the annotation of a GenBank genome assembly.
AUAUGACAUAUUUAGAAGUCAAAAUGGGUUUAAACAAAAAGUUGGUAGAGUACUAUUUAACACUGGUGGUAAAGCCUCUGCUUCUAACUCUGGUCUAAAUGAUAUUAGACAAAGUCACCCUGGUGUUCAAACACGAUCGGCAUAUAAUAACAAUAAUAAUCAUUAUGAUAAUGAUAAUGAGCAAUUACAGUUGGCAAUGGCACUCAGUAUGGCUGAUAUAAAUGAAACGGAAGUUAUAGACAGAAAUGAUCAAGAUAAUUUUAAUGUGGCACAGGCAACUAGUAUAUUUGAUACCCCACCAGCCCCAAAAGCACGUUCGGUAUACCCAGAAAAUGUAAACAAACCUCCACCAAAGGCUACCGGCCCUCAGUUUGAUUGCGCCAUAUGUAUGGAUAAGCAACCCCUGGGCGAGUCGGUAGAGUGCGGAUGCGGACAUCUAUUUUGCGCAGACUGUAUGUCCGGGUAUUUGUCUAACGCCAUCCGGGAAGGUAACGUCGAGGGUAUAAAGUGCCCGGAUAAAGAUUGCCAAACGGUUGCCCAACAGUUCUUGGUCAGUUAUAUUGUGUCCGAUGAACUGUACGCCCGAUAUGAGUGGUUAUUAUUGGUGGCUGCGGUUAAGGAUAUGCCCGAUGUGUACUACUGUCCGACACCAGGGUGUUUGAGUAUGACAGUGGCGGAGAUUGACAGUGCUACCUGUCCCAAAUGUGGCCUAGUAGCACUGUCAAUCUCCGCCACUGUCAUACUCAAACACCCUGGUGUCGGACAGUAG